Molecule: messenger RNA, 1733 nt
Organism: Papaver somniferum (opium poppy)
Lineage: Eukaryota; Viridiplantae; Streptophyta; Magnoliopsida; Ranunculales; Papaveraceae
Product: protein DETOXIFICATION 29-like
Exons: 7
Coding region: 1068-1664 (198 amino acids)
Biological process (GO): transmembrane transport
Cellular component (GO): membrane
Molecular function (GO): antiporter activity; xenobiotic transmembrane transporter activity
Source: RefSeq, a predicted model, not a curated record
UUUCAGCCAUGGAUGAUUCAGCUUCAAACUACUCAGUUCCUUUGUUAACAAACAGAAAUGAAAAUUCUGAUCCAGUAUCCUUCGGUCGAAAAGUUUGGGAAGAAUCUAAGAUGGUGUGGUACAUAGCAGGACCGUGCAUAUUAAGUGCAAUAUUUCAAUUCUCUCUUGCUUUCACCACUCAAACAUGGGUUGGUCAUGUUGGUACACUUGAACUUGCUGCUUUUGGUCUUCAAAACUUGGUCAUUUCUGGGCUCACCUAUGGGAUCAUGUUGGGUAUGGGAAGUGCAUUAGAAAUAUUAUGUGGACAAGCCUAUGGAGCAGGAAAACUAACAAUUCUAGGGAUAUACUUACAGAGAUCAUGGGUCAUUCUGCUCGGAACAGCAUUACCAUUAACACUAAUCUCAGUAUUUGCAACACCAAUUCUACUGGUUUUAGGCCAAAAACAGGAGAUUGCAGAAUUAGCCGGUACAUAUUCUAUAUGGAUGAUACCACAAUUAUACAUGUAUGCAUUGAAUUUUCCUAUGCAGAGAUUUUUACAAGCCCAGAGUAAAGUAAUGCCAUUAGCUUGGAUAUCAUUUGGAGUUUUCGUAAUUCAUGUUCCAUUAAGUUGGUUUUGUGUUAUGAAAUGGGGUUUGGUUGGAGCAGCAGCUUCUUUGAAUUUUUCAUGGGUCUUGGUUGUCAUUCUUCAAUUUGUUUAUAUUGUCUCCGGAAGUUGUAAGGACUCUUGGACUGGUUUUUCAUGGUGGCUUUUACUGAGUUACUUGAUUUUCUCUGGUUAUCUCUGGCCUCAGCUGUCAUGCUCUGCUUGGAGUAUUGGGCAUAUAUGCUUUUGAUCGUAUUUGCCGGAGUACUUAAAAAUGCUGAAGUUAAAGUUGAUGUUGCUGCUAUCUGGUAUGUACUCUAAUGGUUGAUACAAAUAACAAUUCUCAUUUUUCAGAAUUCUCUAAUGGUUGAUACAAAUAACAAUUCUCAUUUAUCUGCUAUCUGGUAUGUACUCUUUGCACAAAAGCAAUUCUCAUUUUUCAGAACUUUAUUAUUUUAUUUUAUUAAGGAUAUCAAUGUAUUGAAUGUCUUCUUUUUUCUACUUUUGUAGUAUGAAUGUUGAAGGAUGGAUAUACAUGGUACCACUUGGGUACAUUGCUGCUGUCAGUGUAAGGGUCUCUAAUGAAUUGGGAGACGGAAAUGCAGCUGCUGCAAAAUUUUCUGUUUGGGUUACAGUCUCAAUUGCUCUAGUCACACAGACUGCUUUUGCUAUCCUAAUCUUGAUAACAAGAAAAGAUUUCCCAAAACUCUUUACAGAUGACAUGAUUGUUAUGAAAGAAGUUAGUAAUGUAGCGGUGUAUUUAUGUAUAUCAAUCAUCCUCUGUGCCGUUCAAACCGUUUUAACAGGUAUGGCUAUUGGAGUUGGUUGGCAGGCUAGUAUAGCCUAUGUUAAUAUCACAACCUACUAUCUCAUUGCGCUGCCCAUAGCUAUUUUUAUGGGAUUCAAAUUAGAUUGGGGUCUAGAGGGACUUUGGAUUGGAACACAAAUUGGGAUAGGUCUUCAGACAAUCGUUAUCAUAGUUAUGUGUUGUCGUGCGGACCGGGACAAAGAGGUGCAAUUAUCCAAAGAUAGAGUUUCAGAGGAUGUUGGUUCACGGGAGGAACAAAAGUUGAUUCACUAAAUCAACUAUAAGUUUUUUUUUUAAAUAUUUGUUCUUAACUUUUCAUUCUCAGAUCAUGUUGUAGAGCAA